Messenger RNA from Cuscuta campestris, 1269 nucleotides. NCBI's taxonomy places the organism in Eukaryota, Viridiplantae, Streptophyta, Magnoliopsida, Solanales, Convolvulaceae. The record is from the annotation of a GenBank genome assembly.
AGAUGUUCUUGAGAUAGGAUUUUUAGUGUUUUAAAAUUUGCUUACACGCCGCCGUGCCGGCCUUGACUGGUCCUUCCAUUGACCACAAACCAUCAAUAUAAAACCCCCCCAUUUCAUUUUUUUGAAAAGUAAAUCCCCAAAUUGAAAACCCUUCUAACUAUGAUCCCAGUAAUGCCUUCCUCCACCACCACCGCCGCCGCAACAACGGCGGAUCACGGCGAAGGGACGGCCAUCACCGCCCUCCACCCGGAGAUAAUUCGAACCCACUUAUUAACCAGACUCGACGGCCCGACUCUCGCCUCUGCCGGCGCCGCCUUUACAGAACUUCACACCCUCUGUUCCGAAGAUAAUCUCUGGCGCCGGCUCUGCCACUCCUCUUGGCCGUCGACCGCCGACCCGAUCGUCCGCCAUGCCAUCUCCGCCUUCCCUUCCGGCCACCGCUCUUUCUUUUCCGACUCUUUCCCCACCAUCCAUCGCCGCAGAGACCAUCUCCCCUGCCACCGUCCACCGGCGACAGAGCUCAUAUCCGCCGUGGACAUAUUCCACGGCGAAAAAUCGAUAUACUCAAAGGCCAUAGUCUCCGAAACCGUGUCCAAUUGGUUCUCGUCGUCCCCUUUCAGAGUUGAGCUUCUCAACACAAAAGGGACGCCGGCGAGAUUUUUCCCCUGUCCGGCCGGGCAAGAAGAACUCGAAGAACAACUGGCCCUGAGCUGGAUUCUGAUCGACCCGUCGGGGAAACGCUCCGUCAACGUAUCCAGCCUGAAACCCGUCGGAUUCCGGCAAAACUGCUUCACCGGAAACAUCGAGAUAAGGUUCGCCACGGUCUUGGAGGGCGGCGGCGGGGAGUGGGUGCAGUUCAGCGUGGUGGUCACGUGCGAGGGGAAGGAGGGAGGGGAGGCGCACGUGCGGGAGGCGAGCAUGCAGGUGGAGGACAUGGAGGGGAAGAGCGUGAAGGGGAAGGAGAGUUUGGUAAUUAUACAAGAAGCCAUGGGAAUGGAGAGGAGGAAGAGGAAAGAGGGAGAGGAGAAAGAAAGGUAUGAGGAAUUCGAAAGGCGUAAGAGAGAACGGAAGGAGAUUAAGGAGAGAAGGGAGAAGAGGUUGGAUUUGGCGUGCAUAGCUGCUGGACUUUUCACUUUGAUUGUGUUUCUUACCUUAGUUUUGUUUGGGUCCGGAAGGGUAGUUUGGUAAAUGGUACGAGUAUUUUUUUUUUAAAAGUUACUUGAAAGGAUGAAUGUAAGGAGGGUUCAAAGUAGACAAGUUACAAAUUAG